CUGCAAUCUACAUCGAAAAAACAACGUAUAGUGUUUAAAAAGUAAUAAGUUCUUUAUUUACUUGUGAUUUCUCCAUCAUCUAUAUAUUUGUAAAUAUAAAAUAAUAAUAUGACAAUGAAGAGGGGGUCCAAAAACAAGACAAGGAAGGAGAAAAAAGGCCCGAAGCCUCCCAGGCCAAAAGCACUGAGGAAGACUCAUGAGGAGCUUGCGCGUAUCAUGUUUGGAGAGGAACCCGAAUUUCAAGGCAUGGGCUAUUACGUACAAGACAACACUGCUCUAUUAGAUCUCCCCUAUGUGGGAAUUAAUGAUAUAAAUAGAGAUCCAAGAGACCUCGAAGUCCUGCCUUCUACAAGUCAACCACCUAUUCCACCGAUCCCCUCCCUAUUCCGGGCGCUGCCGAUACAUAAUCAAAGUGGGAAGCUGGUACUGCGAGGAUAUUUAACGAAGAUGAUGCACUAUUUUCCAAAAGGUGGUCAAUGCGCGGAUAUAGAACUAUUGCCACCAGAGUCGUAUACGUUGUCAGCGACGCGCACGGUUCGCGAAGAUGGCUCGACCACUGCGUGCUGA
This is a messenger RNA of Trichoplusia ni (cabbage looper), 567 nucleotides long. RefSeq lists its product as uncharacterized. Lineage: Eukaryota; Metazoa; Arthropoda; Insecta; Lepidoptera; Noctuidae. The record is from RefSeq and is a predicted model, not a curated record. Bases 109 to 567 code for a protein of 152 amino acids. The transcript has 3 exons.